AUGAAGAUGAGGGAAGCGCUUUCACCCGGGGCCGGUGGUGCCCCAACCUUGCAUCUUCUUGGCGACCUUGAGCGGGUGCUUCAUCUCGUCGACCUCCAGCAGCUGCGCACGCGAGGGGUCAGUACCGCACCUAGGGUUUGGGCGACGAAGAAGCGGCGGCGGACAGCGGGAGGUGGGCGGGACCUUGGCAGCGGCGUCGCCGGCGGCCCCGAGGAUCUCCAAUUAGGGGCGGUGGCGGCGUUGGGCUACGGCCCAGAGGCUAGUCGUGGAGGAGGAGAAGGACAUGGACGGCAGCGGAGAAGACCCGUGAAUCGAGCGGGAUAG
Miscanthus lutarioriparius is the source of this 324-nucleotide messenger RNA. The record is from the annotation of a GenBank genome assembly. NCBI's taxonomy places the organism in Eukaryota, Viridiplantae, Streptophyta, Magnoliopsida, Poales, Poaceae.